CUUCCAUUGAAAUCCCAAGAUUAUAAAAGAUGGCUGUCUCACCUCCUUCAGAGAAUAAUCAAGAGCCAUCAGCUACAGAUGAAACGACUCCGCUCCUAGAAGCAGGACCAUCUGUUCAAAGCAACCAAGAGUCCUCACUAUUGCAAGAUACCCCACCCUCAGAAGCCGAAGAUGAUACGCCCUUACCAAAAGUUCAGAUCUUUCUUCUCUGCUAUGCACGGCUAGUAGAGCCAAUUGCUUUCUUUUCCAUCUUUCCUUUCGUCAACAAGAUGAUCUUGGAAACGGGGAAUCUUGACGAGGCGGAUGUGGGGUUCUAUAGCGGUCUUAUAGAAUCAUUAUACUCUUUAACGCAGAUGCUAACGAUGAUCGCCUGGGGCCGGGCCGCGGAUCGUCUUGGGAGAAAGCCAGUGCUGGUUCUCACGCUUUUUGGAGUGGCGAUCGCAACAACGCUCUUUGGGUUCAGUAAAGCUAUCUGGCAGAUGAUGUUUUGCAGAUGUCUGGCAGGGUUCUUUGGGGGCAUGGUUGUCACGCUUCGGGCUAUGAUUUCGGAGAAUAGCACGCCGAAGACUCAGGCUAUAGCUUUCAGCUACUUCACUUUUACCAGCAAUAUUGGCAUCUUUCUUGGCCCCUUCAUUGGUGGUGUGCUGUCCAACCCCGCUGAUCAAUACCCGCGGGCUUUUGGGAAUAUCCAAUUCUUUAAAGACUAUCCAUAUGCUCUUCCUACCAUUGUUAGUGGCUUGUUUAGUGCGAGUGCUGCUAUUCUUACCACACUCUUUGUCAAAGAAACCUUGACCCAAGAUCGUAGAGCCAAGCAAAAGGAAUCCCCAAUGACAACAUGGGAACUUAUCAAAUUCCCAGGCGUUGCCACCGUCAUCUACAUCUACGGCCACACCAUGCUCCUGGCCUUCUGCUACACCGCAGUAAUCCCAGUCUUCUGGUUUACUCAACCCUCACUCGGCGGUUACGGCUUCUCCCCCUUCCAAAUCUCCAUGUUCCUGGGCGCGGGCGGCAUCUCACAAGCCCUCUGGACAUUGAUCGUGUUCCCACCCCUCCAGCGCCGUGUCGGCACCGGAGGCGUACUGCGCGCUUGCGCCUUUGCCUGGCCAUUCUUCUUCGCCGCCUGCCCCAUCGGUAAUGUUCUCCUUCGUCAGGAAUGGAAAACCGCUUUCUGGAUCGUCGCUCCGACCGUAAACGUCGUCGGGUGCGGUGUCAGCAUGGCAUUUACGGCGGUCCAACUGGCACUAAACGACAUCGCGCCCUCGGCCUCUACGCUCGGGACGCUGAACGCACUCGCACUGACGGUGAUCGCGGCGCAGCGCGCGGUAGCACCGGCCCUCUUCACGAGCAUCUUCGCUGCGGGCGUGCGAACGCAGUUCUUGGGCGGGUAUCUCGUCUGGUUGGUCAUGAUCUGCGUCGCGAUAGGAUUGACGCCCGCGGUGCGCAGGCUGCCGGCGAAAGCAGAGGGGAAGAUUAAAGAUCCUGCGGAAAGAGGAUAGGGGAUGUAAGUAAGUGUCAAAUGAAGGUGGUUAAAUAGAUUAUUGAGGGUAUGUAUGUACAUGCGCGUACGACUUGGAUUGGAUAUGAGUAAAGAGUGGGGGAGAUUGUAAAGUGCUUACAUAUAUGGAUAUGGGUUAGAAGCUAUUUGGUCUAUGUAGCAUAAAGCGAACUCGAGAUAGAUUGUCAUUUCUGCGUAUUAGCAAGCAAGC
Amorphotheca resinae ATCC 22711 is the source of this 1706-nucleotide messenger RNA. RefSeq lists its product as hypothetical. The transcript is spliced from 7 exons. Lineage: Eukaryota; Fungi; Ascomycota; Leotiomycetes; Helotiales; Amorphothecaceae. Gene Ontology annotation, molecular function: transmembrane transporter activity. Bases 30 to 1496 code for a protein of 488 amino acids. Gene Ontology annotation, biological process: transmembrane transport. The record is from RefSeq and is a predicted model, not a curated record.